ACGAUGAUGAUCUCUGAUCUUCCAAACGAUUUGGAAUCCGAAAUACUCUCUAGAGUUCCUACCAAGUCUCUAGCAAAUUUGCAAACUACUUGCAAACGAUGGUACACUUUACUCAAAGAUUCCUACUUCGUUAAGAAGAACUUUGGUAAAGAUGCAAGUAAGUUGAUGUUAAUGAGUAAUUUUAGGGUUUAUUCAAUUAGUGUCGAUCUCCAUGGAAUCCACAAUAGCGUUGAACCAUCUAUCGAAUUUCCGGGUAAACUUAGCCGUCUAAAAGACUCAAAAGAUUUGGAAAUAUCUUAUAUAGUUCACUGUGACGGUUUGAUGUUAUGUUCUAAUGAGGGAUACACUAGACUUGUGGUUUGGAACCCCUGUACCGGUCAAACCCGGAGGAUUAAACCGAGAACUCGUUACCGGAGUAAAGAUUGCUAUGCGCUAGGAUACGUAAAGAGCAAGAAAUCAGGCCAUAGCUAUAAAAUCUUAAGGUCUUGCAUUUACCAAAUUGACCAGGAACAAUUUGUAUCUGAGUUUGAGAUAUAUUACUUUAGCUCUGAUUCUUGGAGGGUUCUUGAUCACUUCACCCGUGACUACAGCCUAUAUUGCGACGGCAUGUCUUUGAAAGGAAAUACUUACUGGGUUGCCCGAGCCGAAGAAACCGGAUUUUUCAUAUUGUACUUUGAUUUCACAAAGGAGAUAUUCGGGCGUUUUCCUCUUCCGUUUCAGAGUGUUAAUUCCAAAGAUACCGCGGCUCUAUCAGUUGUUAAGGGAGAAAAAAUCGCGGUGUUACAUCAGAAUUUUCUUGAAGUUUCAAAUGUGAUGAGGAUAUAUUUGACCAAUAAGAUUGAUGAGUCCAUAGAGUUGUCAUGGGGAAAAUUUGUCUUAGCAGUAGACUAUGAUAGAUUUGAUUUACCGAGUGUGGUGAAUGUGUCAAGCUUCUUGUUGGACGAGGAGAAUAAAGUGGCAGUGUGUUCUGAUGUUGGCUCGGAUGGUGAUGAAUAUAAGACCAGAAUCUAUGUUGUUGGAGAAGAUAUAUACAAAGAAGUCUACAAAGAGACUACAAGACCACGUUCCAAAUAUUGGCCAGUACUUCUUCUUAGUUAUGUUCCAAGUUUAGUGCACAUUAGCAAAUAUAUACACAAGAGCUAGGCGAAAGAAAAGGACAUCAAGGGAGGUUGA
Molecule: messenger RNA, 1173 nt
Organism: Capsella rubella
Lineage: Eukaryota; Viridiplantae; Streptophyta; Magnoliopsida; Brassicales; Brassicaceae
Product: putative F-box/kelch-repeat protein At3g17540
Molecular function (GO): protein binding
Source: RefSeq, a predicted model, not a curated record